AUGGCUGCGUCAACUGUCACGCUAUACAACAUUCUCGGAGUGGCUAAAGCGAGUGACGAUGUGCAAUUGCGUAUCACAUAUCGUGAACGAAUUCAUCAAUUCAAAGCCGAUCGACAGAAAACACCUGGAAAUCGUACGAUUACAGCUGAACAAUUUCGACAAAUUUGUCGUGCUUAUGAAAGAUUAUCCGAUCAUGAUAAACGGAAGCGAUAUGAUGAACGGCAAGAAUGGAUUUCGGAUUUAUAUGAAUCUAAAUAUACACUUCAACAAUUGGCAGUCGAACCUUAUCUUGAGUUGCAAUUGAAACAACGAUUACAAAAUAAUAUUCAAGAACAUAUUGAUGUACAAUAUCAUGUUCAACGGCAGACACUACUUCAUUGCGCAUGUAAAAAAGGUCAUUUUGAUCUUGCUAAAUGGCUCAUCGAAGCACGUUCAGCUAAACUCGAUCUGGUUGAUAUUAAUUUAAAUUCGGCUCUGCAUCUUGCUGCAUAUGGUGGACAUACAUCAAUUGUACAAUAUCUUCUCUAUCGAGGUGCUAACUCAACUCUAAUCAAUAAAUGGGGUAUGACAGCUGAACAAGAAGGCAUAGUUCAUGGUACUCGAAUCACAGGGUGUGGGUUAAAACAAUGA
Messenger RNA from Rotaria sp. Silwood1, 630 nucleotides. The record is from the annotation of a GenBank genome assembly. NCBI's taxonomy places the organism in Eukaryota, Metazoa, Rotifera, Eurotatoria, Philodinida, Philodinidae.